Molecule: messenger RNA, 360 nt
Organism: Aspergillus thermomutatus
Lineage: Eukaryota; Fungi; Ascomycota; Eurotiomycetes; Eurotiales; Aspergillaceae
Exons: 1
Coding region: 1-360 (119 amino acids)
Source: RefSeq, a predicted model, not a curated record
AUGGUAAAUGAUGUGACUGAGGCGGAUCUUGACGAUGCGUUUGAAAUGGGGGCGAUGACUUAUAUCCACCAAGUCCCAGCCCAGCACAAAGGCGCCAGCACCGCAGAUAUUACCGAACGGAUUACCCAGAUAAAGAACGCGAUCGAACGCCUUGACGACCUCAUUGAGGCAGAGACCAAGAAAGAUGAACAUCAGAAGACUGAUGACGAUGACAAGCCGGUGUUACCAUCAGAUAGUGAAGAGGAACCACAUCCAUCCAACACCAAAGAUGAGAUUUUCCUUACCGAAACGGGAUUUCCCUUACCGACUGGGCCGAAGCGCCGUGCAUACCAUACAUGGGUGCUGGAUCCAAAAAAGUGA